AUGGUUGGUCUGUCUUUGAGGCUCGACAUCAAAUUCUCCAACUUCAAUGAGUUCUACAUUUACUACCUCUCGAAGCACAUGCAUCAAUGGACGCGCCGGGGCCACGUCGCUGGGACCAUGCUUGCCGCCGUGCUGCUGUUGCUGUCGCUGGUGAAGCGUGGCUCGGUGGCGUGCGCCGUUGGCGCCCCCAUUCUUGGCUACGGCGUUGCCUGGGCCAGUGACGUCGCGGUGGAGGGCAUCACCCCAACAUCGUUCAACCACCCCUGGUGGUCGUUCCUUGCAAACAUGAAGCUUGUGAAGGAUGUACUUUGCAGCAAGCAGACGGUGUAA
Messenger RNA from Trypanosoma rangeli, 330 nucleotides. RefSeq lists its product as uncharacterized. The record is from RefSeq and is a predicted model, not a curated record. The transcript has a single exon. NCBI's taxonomy places the organism in Eukaryota, Euglenozoa, Kinetoplastea, Trypanosomatida, Trypanosomatidae. The coding region runs from base 1 to 330 and encodes 109 amino acids.